Molecule: messenger RNA, 537 nt
Organism: Gymnogyps californianus (California condor)
Lineage: Eukaryota; Metazoa; Chordata; Aves; Accipitriformes; Cathartidae
Product: pulmonary surfactant-associated protein A-like
Source: RefSeq, a predicted model, not a curated record
AUGGCAGUAGCAUUGACGAGCACUGAUCACACUGUCUACAGUCUGUUUUACAUUUGGCUUGAAAUACUGCUGUCUCCACAGUUGUUCCACAAAAUCUUAGGAGUAGCUUUUUCCCUGCUCCCGUGCCCUGCUCAAGGUAAACCUGCAGGAAUUCCAUCACUGCUCAGUUUCAUGCACUUGCCUGAAGAUGGGACAGAUCAAAUAUUUGCUACCAAUGGGAAAAAAGCUGAUUUCCAUACUACACUGAAAAAAUGCAAAGAGGCUGGAGGGUCUAUUGCCACUCCAAGGAACCCGGGCAAGAAUGACGCCAUUCUGUACUUUGUGAAAAGUUUUAAUACCUACACCUACCUGGGGAUAAAGGAAUCUCUUAUUCUGAGCAAAUUCCAGUUCCUGGAUGGUACACAGCUGAGCUAUACUAACUGGCAUUUAAAUGAACCUUCUGGCAAAGGGAAAGAGGAAUGUGUGGAGAUGUACGCUGAUGGCACUUGGAAUGAAAAAGGGCGCAACCAGAAUAGCCUUAUUGUCUGUCAGUUUUAG